Molecule: messenger RNA, 831 nt
Organism: Aspergillus mulundensis
Lineage: Eukaryota; Fungi; Ascomycota; Eurotiomycetes; Eurotiales; Aspergillaceae
Product: putative pyroglutamyl peptidase type I
Exons: 2
Coding region: 1-831 (276 amino acids)
Biological process (GO): proteolysis
Source: RefSeq, a predicted model, not a curated record
AUGGGCGACUCAGGUGCAGGUGUACAUCUGUCUACCGCACCACUCCCGAGGGAUCUUCCCUCGUCUCCUGCAGAUGCGGAGGAGAUCUCGGUACUUGUAACAGGCUUCGGCCCAUUCAAGUCCAACGUGGUCAAUGCGUCUUAUCUGAUAGCGUCGGCCCUUCCACCGUCCUUGUCCUUACCUAUAGACACAUUUGACGGGACACCUGCCACCCGCCGAGUCGCAAUCCAUGUCCAUCCGUCUCCCAUCUCCGUCGCGUACUCCGCGGUCCAGACAAUAAUCCCCAUCAUAAUGGAAGAGUAUGUCAAGACUCAUGGCCGGCAUCCUGACAUAGUCAUCCACAUGGGCAUCGCCGCGACUCGGAAUUACUACUCAAUAGAGUCGAAGGCGCAUCGCGACGCAUACAACAUGCCUGAUAACCACGGGCGGGCGGGGUACGAGGAUGGCGAGAAGAUAUGGAAAGAGAAGAGCCUUCCGCACGUCCUGAAGGCAGGGCGCAGCGAUCCCACGAAAGAUCGAAUUGUGAAGCUAGAUCUCACAUUGCCGCGGACAAACCUGAACCCUCAUCCGCCGGACGAGGAAUUCUUGAAGGCAUGGCAGGCGCUCGGUCCGCCAGGUGCAGACAUUCGAAUCUCAGAAGACGCGGGCCGGUAUCUGUGUGAAUUUAUAUUCUACACCAGUCUAUCCUUGGCUUUCCACGAAGGCCGAGACAGGAACGUUGCGUUUUUCCAUGUGCCUUCGUCAUGCCGGGAUGCGGACGUUGAGACCGGGAAGCAAGUAGCAAUUGCGCUCAUCAAGGCUCUGGUUGAUCGUUGGGUUGAGAAGGUAUAG